Messenger RNA from Drosophila erecta, 2363 nucleotides. RefSeq lists its product as uncharacterized. The record is from RefSeq and is a predicted model, not a curated record. Bases 67 to 2199 code for a protein of 710 amino acids. The transcript is spliced from 2 exons. Gene Ontology annotation, cellular component: nucleus. NCBI's taxonomy places the organism in Eukaryota, Metazoa, Arthropoda, Insecta, Diptera, Drosophilidae.
ACAUUCAGAGCCAGCAGUCGAAGGACGAAACCUCCAGCGAAUUAAUAAGAAUCCAUCGAUUCCACCAUGGUUCGGAGCAGGAUUCUGAGUAAUUCGGCCAAGCAGGCUUCGAUGAAUGCCUAUCAGCAGUUGUGGCAGCAGCAGCAAUUCGCCCGCGGUCCAUUGGUUGCCGCAAUGCCAGAGUAUUGGCAUUCCGUGUGCAACAAAAUGGGUGGCGCCAUGCCGCGAAUGGCGGUGAUAGCUCCGCCGGAAGUCAGUAGCCGGAAAUUGAGUCGCCUGCGCCGUCAGCUGAUGAGAUCCCCUCGAGAAACCGCUCCGAUUCAGAGCUUCAUCCCAAACUACGGACUGCAAUUUCAAAGGGGCCAUCCCAGCGCCGGAAAUGCAUCCUGUCCAAGUCGAAGCGCUUCCAAGGUAGCGCUACUGACGCCAGGUUGCAUCCUGGCUGCUUGUCAAAACCAGUGCUACGAUGGGGUUCCAGCAGUAGGAGUUGCAUCCACGCCGCAGCAGCCACAUCUUCAUUUGAAUCAAGGCCAUUUGUUCCAUUAUCCGGGGGCAGCUAGUGCUUUGCACUGGCAACAGCAGCAACAUCAAGUGCAGCAGCAGCACAAGCAACUUCUGCUGCAGCAGCAACCGAAGCCAGCACCAGUUGGUAUUUUGAAGAAUUCUCCAAGAGCUGGAGCUGGUCAGCAGUUCAAAGGUGAUUGCCAUACCGUCAGUCCCCCGAAAACGAAGAAAGUGACAAUCAGGAACACGAGUGACACCCCUUCUUCAUACCGAAAACCCAUAGUGGAGCAAAUCAAACUUAAGCCCGUCGUUCCACCGAAGCCAAAUAAGCGAUCCAAACUGAAUACACUGAGAAAAGAGCGCCAGCAACUACAGCACUUGCAACUGCAACAUGAGCUACUCAAACAGCGUGAGUCCAUGCAGAAUCAAAAAGAGCAAUUGAAGCAAGUGCAUCAAAGCAGUCUACAGCACCAAAAUGAUUCAAGAAAGCAGCCACAAAAUCAGAAAACCCAUCUGGAACCAAAUACAUGUGAGAGCUUCAAUUUUGGGAAAUUAGCAGACCGUUUUAUGAAAGGUUUUAGCUGCGAUUCAGAUACGGAAACUCCCAUGUUUGCGGCAGCCAAUGCUGAAAUCAAACCAAUUAAUCAAGGAAAUGACAAACCAUAUUCGAAGAACUUUUCCUAUGAGGGAACAGAACUCAAAGCGAAACCGGAAAAGUUGGAGUUGCCAUCAUCGCCGGGCUUGUUUGAUCGCUUUUCCAAAAGAUUGGAGUUGGAAAACGAUAGCAGCACAAUUACCCUGACGACAGAGCAGAAUCAGUCGAAACCGCCUUACCAAAGUCGCACUUCCUUGAGCGACAAGGCCACGAAUACUGGGCCCGAUCCUCUGAAGAACUAUCUAAAGCCUGGUCCGCAGAAAGCCACAUCGACCACCUCAGCAACUAGCAAAGGAUCGCGGAAAAUGAACAUCAACGAGCUGCUGCGGAAAGAAAAAAUCAAGGGCCUGGAUGACAAUCCCAUGUGGCACUCGCUGAUGCAACUGGUGGCUCACAUGUGUGAGGCCAAGGAGCAUGAGAAGGGCGAUCGGGAACAGAAGAGUCGAUUAAGGGCGGGAUCUGGCACGGAUGGUCUUCAGAAACAAUACUCUGUUUACCUAAUGGUUACCUCUGACGAAGAAGACGACGAAGACGACGACGACGACAGUAAGUUGACCAAGACCAAUGGUGAACAGAAAGGCAGCGCUCCAAAAUUGGGUAGCCAUCAGGGGAUUCAUGGAGGCAACGAGUACGUCGAGCGGUGUAGCAAUGUCUACCAGGCGGAGCAUCCCAGGCUCGUUCGCCGUAAACGGACGAGGAAGAGGCUGAAUCCCCGCCUGCGUGAACUUGCCAUUCCGUAUCCCAGUACGCAGACUCAGUUGCCAAUGAGAAGGCCACUGCAUUGGCCCAAGCCAGAUUACUCCAAGCCACCAGGUCGCUCCAGUCGUACCCGGAAUCCAACUCGAUCCCAUGCUCGAUCCCACUCCGCAGCCAAGCCGCUUGUGGGCAAGCGCAGUCAGAGGUCCUUGAGAGCAACUCUCGACGAGAAGCGCAGCUGGCGCUUGUGGCAGGACCUUCCGAUGACCGCCAAAGCUCUGAACAAGGCAUAUAGUCGCAUGCUGAGCCUAUCAGGAGCCAACCGAACCUCCGCGGAGAUAUAGAACAGCUAAAGCUUGUUUUGUUAACCGACAGACCAACUCGGAUCAACGAGGAGCACCAAAGUGCAGCUUUGUUAGCCCAAAGUUAUGCGAUGAUGACAAAGCUGACCUUUGGUUUUCGUCUUUGAACCGAGAUAUUAUUACUGCUACAAUAAAAGACUGCUUUC